CAUGCUUCCUCCAAGCAACAAUUCUUGACGACUUGUAAGGCGCUCACGAUGCGGACUCUACGCCGCGAUGCGCUGGAACGCCUGGCAAAACUGUCUGCCAGCUCACCCAACGCUGCGAAGCAGACAGACAUAGCUCGUCUGUGCAAGAGAUGCCCGGGCACACGGCCGCGGGUCAAUGGAACGAAUAGUGGAAGGACUUCGCGAGCCUCGAAUGCCGCUUCCGCAGCUGUUGCGCGGGUUCCGAUGAGCUUGCCGGAGAUCGAGGCACUACUAGCACUAUGUAAAGCGGCUCCCUUGGUUACCAACAAGGAGAUUGCUGCACAGCUGCUGCCGCAAUUGACGUCGUACUUGCCCGAAGUACAUUUUCAAAUGCUCAUGCCACCACUGGCGUCGCCCGACCUCGAACCUUCGCCGUGGGAGCCGCUUACGUACAACUUGGCCGCUGCUGUCCUUGCGCUUGGACUGAAUCACUCGUUCCUGCGGCAGCAUGCGCAGUCCAGCAUUAGCCGCUAUAUCACCAGCUGGGCGGAGGCUGCUGAAUCACUGGGUUCAGAAAGACUGGACCCCGAGGAAGACGAUGAUGACACGGCAAGCGAGCCCAUAGCAAGGAUGGUUAAGAUGUCCGUCUCCAUGCUUGGGUUCCUGAAGGCCGCCACCGAAUAUGCGCGCUUCUGGGCACCACUAGACCGCAUAAAGGUGAUUCGAAUGCUUCGGGAGGCGCUUUCGGAAAAGUUCAUGAUCGCGCUCGAGACGGCUCUCUCGAUUAUGCGCAACUCCAGGCAGAGCGAAGCAUUGUUUCCGUGGAGAACAUAUGCAAAGCGCUACGCUGCAAAUGGUCGACCACUUGGCGCCAUGCUCUUGAGGCAAGAGUAUAUGCAAUUCAUGGUGACAAGUACGGCGUUAUAUCUAGUCUCAUAUGAGCGACUCAAGAGCAAAGACAUUGUGGACAUUCUUCUUGAAGAAAAGACAGCUCCUCAAGCCAUUCCCGGAGCCGAGGCAAUUCCAGUCGAAGAUUUAGCAGAGGUUGCAGCAAACGAAUGGCAGUCAUUGGAAGAAGGUUCAGACUAUCUUAAGUUAGGCUCUGCGUGGCAGCAGCGUCUUGCUUCGGCGCUCAAAGCAAGCGCGCUGAAGUGUUUUUUGUGCUGCACCAUCUUGGAUGAAGAGGUGGCCGAGGCCGAUCUGUUGCUCACUUGGCUCGAAGGCAUCAUGUCUGAUCAAGUACAAAUUGCUGACGAGCAGCUUGCAUCCGUUGUUUUCAAAAGCAUGGCGAUCCUCGCCAAAUCGUCUUCAACAAUCGCCACGGAGAUGGUAAAGACGCUUCCAAGGAUCAUUGUACAGGGUGGACUCGAUAGUAAGACUGCAUCUGUUGCUGCCCAGUGCCUAGCCACUGUACUCAAGAAGCUACCACAAGAUGCCACCAUCACGACCUUGUACGGACUCGGGAAUCUGCUCAGUGUUCCAGGCGCUGGACCAGACCGCACCAUGAAUGGCUCGCCGAUGCUUGAUGGUACUGUUAAUUCACGACCCAAAACAAAUGGCGACUUGUACGCCGAACAUGCAGGAGCUAGCGUGAUCUCUUUUGGCCCUUCAGAUGGAGACGAGUCCCAAUUAAUCUACGGUGCGAUCAUUGAGGCUUUGGUCUGUGUCGCAGCCACACGAAAGGAAGAGAAGAUCGUGGGCCUCGUGCUUAAUAUUUUGACUCAAAAACUACGGCGCAUAUCGCUCGAAGUGGACACCAAAAUUGUCACCGAGACGGCCAUUCUUGGAGAAUACUGCUCGGAGAACGAUCUCAAAGCUAUUCUGAGAAUUCACACCAAACUCUGCCGUGACGCACUAGAGGAGGGCAAUGGAGCUAUGGUUGAUGCUGUCCUGCAGGCUCGUCUGCAUCUCUCGCGUACCAUCAAGCGAAGUUCUGACAAUUUCGAAAUUUAUGUCCUCUACCUUCUCAACUCUAUGGUCAGUAAGGGAGACGCUCAGGAGCGCUCGAGCUCGGAACGCAAAGCGGACGUUGAGCUUGCAGCGCAAGAAAUCGCCCAGCUUCUCCAACCCAUCGCUGCUCUGACGCUUGAGAAUGCACAGUCUGAAGAUGCCGUCAAGGAUGUAGAAAUCGACGGCUUGGUGGCCUUGCAAAGAGACGCGUGGUUUAACGCUGUAGUACAUGGCUUCACGGCCACUUCUCCACUUGGCAAGCGAUAUCGACGAGAAAUGCGCGUUCUUGCGAAGUACAGCCAGCCGCUGAUUGCUGAAGAUCGCACUGACCAACUCGAAAGCGACAUUGAACUUAACACGACCUUGCGUCGCGGUAAGAGCGACAGCAAUCUGGGAUAUCUCCGAAAGCACCUUGCAGAGGUAAUCCCCAGCUGUGAUUCUGAGAUUCGAAGUCUAGGAUAUUCAGAGUGCGUUUUUCUCACGGCCGCUUACCUGGUCGAGAGUCUCAGAGCCAGCGCAGGCGACUGUAGUCACGUCCUGACAUAUUUCCUGGACCCUCGACUGAAGUAUGGCCCGAUGGGCACCUGUAUGCAAGCGAUCGCGCGGUCGGUCGUGGGCAUCUAUCUCAAUCGAACAGCAACAGGUCAGAUCCAGCUGUUUAGCUCUCCAUAUGUGGCGAAACAGCUGGCUUUGUUCUUUACAGGCGCUUGCCACCGUAUCGCGGAGGUUCAGCGCGUUGCCGUCUUGGCUGCGGAGACGAUUGUUGCCCAAGUUCCGUCAAGUCUCUGCCAGAGGUCCUCAUUGUUCGCCCUGUUCGAGCUUUUAACCAUUAUGUGGAAGAGUUGUUUGGAGCAGGAGACGGACGAGUAUGAAUGGACGUCGAGACAUCAUUCCAAGAGGGGCAAUGUGACCGUUGAGCUGUCAGACAACUACGAAUUCCGUCGAAGGACUAUGAUCAACCUUCACAAGUGGGCCAAAAUUUGGAUGGAGCGCGUUCUAGACAUUGCACCCUUGGACAUUAAAGGUUUGAUCCAGACAUACCUCUCUGAGUAUGAGGACGAUGGCGCGUACGGCCACAUAUCCCUUGGCAGAUCCUUUGCAUUAGAAAUGGGUGGGGUCAUUCCUUCUACCGACCUCCGACUUGGCGCCAUAGAGAAUUCAGCUAUCGGUAUCAACACUGCGUCAGACUUCGUUGCACAAUAUACAACUCGACAAGAAUAUAGAUUCGUUGGUGGCAUUAAAGAUGAUGAUCAAGAGUGGGUGCCUUCUGGUGCAGAUGGCGACCUACUCAUGCGUGAAGACUCAAGGUUUGACAAGACCAUGAAUGAUGCUGGAGCGUUGCUUGCGGACAUCGAGAGCCGUACGUUGAAUCACAAGGUGGUUCCCAUCGCAGAACUGCGCGACGCAUUGCGUCGAGCAGGCGCACUUUUAUGCCGAACACAGAAAGACCAGGGCGCCAUUGUCCAGCACCUUGUUGGCAUACCGUUCUCAGUCUUUACAAAGCAAUCAAUCAAGUUGGGCAUAUCCCUGUGGAUGGGCGUAAUCAAGGAGAACGCUCGAAUGGAAUCUCGCAUUUUUAUCGAGAUUGCACGCAACUGGGAGCAAACGGUUCUCCAUCGGCGCGGCCUUUUCGACCGUCGACUGCACCACUACGAUCCAUUCAAUGUUAAACAGGAGUUUGCGCCUUCCGAUAGGCAACUUAUCGUCAGCCGCCAACAUGCGGCGAUAGAUCUAAUCGCGCCACAUCUUCGCGUUGCGCAGUUUCUGUCGAGCCAUUUCAACGCCACCAGGCUUGGUAGCCCUUAUAUACAGCGAGCGUAUUACAGACUGAUGAUCAUAACCCUUGAUGCACUGUCAGAAACAAUGAGCCACCCCCUGGCCCGAGAGGCUCAUUUCUACAUUGUUCUUCUUGGCCUCCGAAUUCUGCGAUUUAGCACUGGACUUGACAUGACUAUUUUGUGGCGUCUCAAAGAUCGCCUAAUUACCGCAGCGCUAGCAUGGUUUGCAAAUCCUCCUCGGUGGUCAUAUGGCGGCAAUAGGCUCCAGAUCAAGGCCGAGCAACAUCUUCUUGGAGACAUUCAGACAGCACUUGCUAAAGUCGAUAAAAUCGGUCAGGACCAGGUGGGAUCACGCAAAUCGCUCAGUGCAAAAGUCACUCUGCUCCAAAUCCUACUCAGUGACGAAAUAUCCCGCUUGAUGGUCUGGCUGUUCCCCCUGGACAGCGAGAAGAAACACCUGCUUCGAGGGCAACACCAUCAUACUUCUGUCCCUGACUCCACAUUUCUUCAGGCAGUUAAGACUGCAUGGACCGAAAAUCCGUCAUUAGCGAUCCAGCUCUGUCAAAGAUUUGGGUCGCGGGCCGUGCACAACGAAGUACGCUUCUUGCUUCUCAACUUCCCCCAUAAGGCGUUGAACGAACCAGAUGCGGUGGAACUAUUGCUUGGUCCUUCAAUGCCGACCGACGUCUCCUUCCAGCUUAAAUAUCUGCUCUACUGGGCACCCGUAAACCCAAUAACAGCUGUCACAUAUUUCCUACCGGCUUACGGAAACCAUCCAUUUGUCAUUCAAUACGCGAAUCGUGCACUUGACAGUCACUCCGUCAACGUGACAUUCUUUUAUGUGCCACAGAUUGUGCAAGCACUACGUUACGAUGUGCUUGGCUAUGUCGAGAGAUAUAUUAUUGAAGCAGCCAAAUUCUCACAGCUUUUCGCACAUCAGAUCAUAUGGAAUAUGAAGGCCAAUUCAUACAAGGACGAAGAUUCUCAAGUACCCGAUGGCAUGAAGCCCACACUCGACAAAGUAAUGGACAGGCUCAUCGCCAGCUUCUCUCCUGAAGAUAAGAACUUCUACGAAAGAGAGUUCUCUUUCUUCAACGAGGUCACGAGCAUAUCCGGCAAGCUCAAGCCGCUGAUUAAGAAAAGCAAACCGGAAAAGAAAGCUAAAAUCGAGGAAGAGCUGCGAAAGAUCCAGGUAGACGUUGGUGUCUACCUGCCAAGCAACCCUGACGGCGUCGUUGUUGGCAUCGACCGAAAGUCUGGGAAGCCUCUGCAAAGCCAUGCAAAAGCUCCGUACAUGGCUACGUUCCGCAUUCGGAAGGACAAAGCCGUUCAGGGUGACAACGAGCAGGAACUAGUCGAAGCUAGCGAGAGGGCCGACAAGAAGCAUAGCUACGAAGUGUGGCAGUCGGCCAUCUUUAAGGUCGGCGACGACUGUCGCCAGGAUGUGUUGGCUUUGCAGCUCAUCGCCGCUUUCCGCGGCAUUUUCCACAAUGUGGGUCUAGAUGUCUAUGUCUUUCCGUACCGUGUCACGGCCACGGCGCCAGGAUGCGGCGUUAUCGACGUGUUGCCCAAUUCCAUCUCAAGGGACAUGUUGGGACGAGAGGCAGUCAAUGGCCUUUACGACUAUUUCGUGUCGAAGUAUGGCGGCGAGGACUCAAUCAGAUUCCAAGAGGCCCGCAACAACUUCGUCAAAAGCAUGGCUGCAUACAGCGUUAUCUCAUACCUGCUGCAGUUCAAAGACCGGCACAACGGCAACAUCAUGAUUGAUGACGCGGGCCACAUCCUGCAUAUUGACUUCGGGUUCUGCUUCGACAUCGUUCCCGGUGGAGUCAAAUUCGAGCAGGCGCCAUUCAAGCUGACGAGUGAGAUGGUCGCAGUGAUGGGCGGACCGCAUGCACAAGCUUACCAAUGGUUCGAAGAGCUGUGCAUCAAGGCUUUUUUGGCUUCGCGCCCCUACUGCGAACACCUAGCUCAUAUGGUCAUCACCAUGUUGGACAGCGGGCUGCCCUGCUUCAAGCCACAAACGAUGCAGAACUUUAGGAAUAGGUUCGCGCUUGAUAAGAGCGAAAGAGAGGCCGCUGAUGUGAUGAAGGGGCUGAUCAAGAAGAGCUACAGUAGCUUGACUACCAAGGGCUACGAUCAGUUUCAAUUAUUAACGAAUGGUAUACCGUACUAGGAGGCAGUUGGGCCCUGCAGGAGCGUGAGUGCGAGGCGAGUAGUUUAUACAGUAAUUCCCAUCCAAUUAUUGUUCAUGCACCACUUGGGCGC
Molecule: messenger RNA, 5975 nt
Organism: Verruconis gallopava
Lineage: Eukaryota; Fungi; Ascomycota; Dothideomycetes; Venturiales; Sympoventuriaceae
Exons: 4
Coding region: 49-5883 (1944 amino acids)
Biological process (GO): phosphatidylinositol-mediated signaling; phosphatidylinositol phosphate biosynthetic process
Cellular component (GO): plasma membrane; cytoplasm
Molecular function (GO): 1-phosphatidylinositol 4-kinase activity
Source: RefSeq, a predicted model, not a curated record